AUGGCUGCUCGUCCACAACAACCUCCUAUGGAAAUGCCGGAUCUGUCCAACGCCAUUGUGGCACAAGACGAGAUGGGUAGACCCUUUAUUAUUGUGAAGGAUCAAGGUAAUAAGAAGAGACAACACGGAUUAGAAGCCAAGAAAUCACAUAUAUUGGCCGCCAGAUCAGUGGCUUCCAUAAUCAAAACUUCGUUGGGUCCUCGUGGGUUAGAUAAGAUCCUGAUUUCACCCGACGGUGAAAUCACCAUCACUAACGAUGGUGCUACAAUUUUGUCCCAAAUGGAACUAGACAAUGAGAUUGCUAAAUUGUUGGUACAACUGUCCAAAUCUCAAGAUGAUGAAAUUGGUGAUGGUACCACAGGUGUCGUUGUCCUGGCAAGUGCAUUGCUUGACCAAGCCUUAGAGUUAAUUCAAAAGGGUAUACAUCCGAUCAAGAUCGCUAACGGGUUUGACGAAGCCGCCAAACUAGCCAUUGUCAGAUUAGAAGAAACAUGUGAUGACAUUUCUGCGUCAAACGAUGAGUUGUUCAGAGACUUUUUAUUGAGGGCCGCCAAGACUUCUUUGGGCUCCAAAAUUGUUUCCAAGGAUCAUGAUAGAUUUGCUGAAAUGGCUGUGGAAGCCGUCAUAAAUGUUAUGGAUAAAGAUCGUAAAGACGUCGAUUUCGAUUUAAUCAAAAUGCAAGGACGUGUUGGUGGAUCUAUAAGUGAUUCCAAAUUGAUUAACGGUGUCAUUUUAGAUAAAGAUUUUUCUCACCCACAAAUGCCUAAAUGCGUUUUACCCAAAGAAGGUUCUGACGGUGUCAAAUUGGCUAUAUUAACGUGCCCAUUUGAACCUCCUAAGCCAAAGACCAAGCAUAAAUUGGACAUUUCUUCAGUAGAAGAAUACCAAAAAUUACAGACUUAUGAACAAGAUAAGUUCAAAGAAAUGAUAGACGAUGUGAAGAAAGCUGGUGCAGAUGUUGUUAUAUGCCAAUGGGGGUUUGACGAUGAAGCUAAUCACUUACUUUUACAAAAUGAUUUACCUGCCGUAAGAUGGGUAGGCGGUCAAGAAUUAGAACACAUUGCUAUUUCCACAAAUGGUAGAAUUGUUCCGAGAUUCCAAGAUUUGUCUAAAGACAAAUUGGGUACAUGUUCCAGAAUCUAUGAACAGGAGUUUGGUACUACUAAGGAUCGUAUGCUGAUUAUCGAACAAAGUAAAGAAACGAAAACUGUAACAUGUUUUGUCCGCGGUUCCAAUAAAAUGAUCGUGGAUGAAGCUGAACGUGCGUUACACGACUCCCUAUGUGUAGUACGUAACUUGGUUAAAGAUUCGCGUGUGGUUUACGGUGGAGGAGCAGCCGAAGUGACUAUGUCCCUGGCUGUCUCUGAGGAAGCUGAUAAGCAACGUGGUAUCGAUCAGUAUGCAUUCCGUGGAUUUGCCCAAGCUUUAGACACUAUCCCAAUGACUUUGGCUGAAAACUCCGGUCUUGAUCCAAUUGGAACUUUGUCUACAUUGAAAAGUAAACAAUUGAAGGAAAAGAUUUCCAACAUCGGUGUUGAUUGUUUAGGUUACGGGUCUAAUGAUAUGAAGGAACUAUUUGUCGUUGACCCAUUUAUCGGCAAGAAGCAGCAAAUUCUUUUGGCUACUCAAUUAUGUAGAAUGAUUUUAAAGAUUGAUAACGUCAUCAUUAGUGGUAAGGAUGAGUAUUGA
Molecule: messenger RNA, 1689 nt
Organism: Saccharomyces paradoxus
Lineage: Eukaryota; Fungi; Ascomycota; Saccharomycetes; Saccharomycetales; Saccharomycetaceae
Gene: CCT5
Product: chaperonin-containing T-complex subunit CCT5
Exons: 1
Coding region: 1-1689 (562 amino acids)
Biological process (GO): protein folding
Cellular component (GO): chaperonin-containing T-complex
Molecular function (GO): ATP binding; ATP-dependent protein folding chaperone; ATP hydrolysis activity
Source: RefSeq, a predicted model, not a curated record